Molecule: messenger RNA, 4627 nt
Organism: Schistosoma rodhaini
Lineage: Eukaryota; Metazoa; Platyhelminthes; Trematoda; Strigeidida; Schistosomatidae
Source: the annotation of a GenBank genome assembly
UUAUGACCAGUUCAGUUUCAGGUUUAAAGUCUAAUAUCUUUUCCUAUCUUAAGUUACCUGUACUCUAGGGCGGUUUUCUUACGGCGCUUCUUUUGACCUUAGUACGUCUCGAGGGAUUAAUGAUUUGUAAAAACAUCUAAUUCUGGAUAUAUGCGUGAAUUUCUAUAAGCUAACACUGUUGUCUAAUCACCAAAAGUGAUAGAAUUGGUCCUAUAGAUAUAAAGAUUGGUUAUGAGUCUCUUUACAAGUCCACCUCCAGUUGUGAAACGACUUAUAAGUUAUAUCAAAGAAGGUUCAGACAAAGAAGAAAAAUGGAAGGAAAAGGCUGUCAAAUCGUUAGUCAAGAGGUUGAAAAACGGGACACAACUAGACGAACUGGAACGUGCCUUAGUUAGCCAAGAUCCAUCUACACGCUGUGUUACAAUACCGCGUUCAUUGGAUGGACGGCUACAGGUAAGAAACAGUGAGCAAUCAAACUUUAACUCUUGAUUACGUCUUGGAUACAUAACAUACAAUCAUAACCGACGAACAAAGCCAGUUAUCUAAAAUGGUACGAAACGUAAAAUGAAUCAAUAGCGAGCUAUUUCGUCAGUUAACGAUUAAUGGGUUAGUUCAUAAAAUCGUUGGAUUCAUGGCUAGGUCAGUUGAAUAAUUUGUAUUAACUAGUUCAUAGUUCUUUCAAUAAAUAUUUCUGUGUCUGUCUGUCUCUGCAUUCCUUUUUCUUAAUUGUGACUAUGCAGUUUUCAAAUAUUUGAUUUUUGUAUAUUAUUGAGUACUGAUCGUUAAGACUAGAAACCUACAUUACUCUGGUCUGUCAUAAUGAAAUGUUAUGAAUUUUUAUGGAAUUUAGAUCAUAUGCCUCGUUAUUUUAUACAUGGUUUUAGAUCUUCAACGGUUAGGUCGUAAUUUUCGUGUUGCUAUUAGAUACAUUAACCAUUUUCUUUCACACGUUUUUAUUUGCUUUUGAUUUUCACUAGGUUGCCCAGAAAAAAGGUUUACCACACGUUUUUUACUGCCAACUUUGGCGAUGGCCAGACCUGCAUACUCAGCACGAGUUAAGACCUAUCGCUACUUGUGAAUAUUCUUUCCAAUCAAAACGCGAUGAGGUUUGUAUCAACCCUUAUCACUAUCGAAGGAUUGAAAAUCCAGUUCUCCCACCGAUUAUGGUUCCUCGUACAGUUAACAAUGGGGCUUCGGGAAUCAAUAACGACAACAACACACAUCGUGGUGUGACAGAAUCAUCUACUGAACGUUAUGGAAGAGGUUCAUCUUUUGGUCCACAUCAUUCUCGAUACUCCUCUAUGCACAAUCAGUAUCAACAAGGACUUCAACAACAGCAUCAUUUAAACGCUUUACAGAGUCAUCAUCCUUCCACUGCUGGUUUAAAUGAUUCUAUGAUUAUGGGAGAUGAUUGUAGUUCAGAACCAAAUAGUUUAGCUGCCCUCCUAGCUCCUCCGUCUAAGCAACCCAGACAACAUCUUGCUACAGAUGCUGUAACAGCUGCUGCUCUAGCCAGAGGUGAUGCACUUGACGCGUAUACUGUAGCGAGUCGAGCAAUAGCUGGUUUAGAAAAUGUUGGAAAUGUACUCGGUGGAACGCAUCCACCGUGUGUAAGUCUUCGAGAGGCUGCUGAAAAUAUGACUCUGGGUGGACCCCCUAAUUUAGUUGGAACGCCCCCAGCUCCUCCUCACACAGGCUAUCAAUCGUCUCUUAUGAAUGUAGUGUCCAGUCUUAGCGGAGAUGGUCGUGAUUUCGCUCGCACUUUAGGUGUAGCAAAUCACAUUCACAAUGCUACAACAAGGUCACUUAGUAUGAGUGAUUAUCCAAUUCCUGUGUCUGCUUGCCAAGAAGAUCGUUCUAACGAUUCUCAAUGCCUAGGUCCAAAUGCUGAUAAUUUGAGUUCAAGUUUUAUGGGUCAGUCAUCAUCAGUUUCCUCAUCUACAACUCAGAAAGCUCCCAGUAUUGCUGGUGCCGGCCCGUCAAUAAACUCUCCUGGUACAUUGUCAUCGGUUGAAGAAAAUUGUAUUAGUGAAGAUGACAAUAUGGAUCUAGAUAUGUUAAGCGAUGUUCUUAUUGAUGGGAAUGAAAUGACUUCAGUAGCUUAUCAAGAACCUGAAUAUUGGUGUUCAUUAUAUUAUUAUGAAAUGAAUACUCGUGUUGGAGAUACAUUUCAUUGUUCUAGUCCAUGUUUAACUGUUGACGGUUUCACCGAUCCAAAUAGACACAAUCGUUUCUGUUUAGGUCUACUAUCCAAUGUGAAUAGAGGACAUCAGAUUGAGCUAACAAGAAGGCAUAUUGGUAAAGGUGUUAAACUUUAUUAUAUUGGCGGUGAAGUGUUUGCAGAAUGUUUAAGUGACAGUGCUAUAUUUGUUCAAUCUCCUAAUUGCAAUUAUAUGUAUAAAUGGCAUCCAGCAACUGUAUGUAAAAUUCCGCCUGGAUGUAAUUUAAAAAUAUUCAAUAAUCAAGAAUUCGCCAAUCUUCUUACAGAGAAUGUAACUAAAGGUUUUGAAGCUGUUUAUUCACUAACAAAUAUGUGUACUAUACGAAUGAGUUUUGUCAAAGGAUGGGGUGCUGAUUAUCGCCGACAAACUGUAACUAGCACUCCAUGUUGGAUUGAAAUUCAUUUAAAUGGACCUCUACAAUGGCUUGAUCGUGUCCUUAGUCAAAUGGGCUCCCCAGAUCAUCCUUGCACAUCUGUCAGUUGAACUAAUGAAUCUAUCCAUUAUUUAUGGAUUAUUAUUAUAAUAACUGUUAAUGUUCAGGAUAAAUUAUCUCUUGUCAAUAGUAUCUUUUCCGACGUCUUUCGAAUACCUCCUAAAUAAAAAUCAAAUCAAUUAUUGCAUACUUAUUAAUAUUAUUGUUAUUCCUUUCACUGAAUUUCUGGCCACCGACGACACUCCUAACUUUAACUCAAGUUCAAUUUAUCCUCAAUUACAGUUCUAUGUUGUCACUUGAUUAUUAUAUCACUAUUAUUUUAAACGUUUUAAUCCUUCUGAAUGCAGUUAUAUAAUGUUAGAUUAAUACCAUAUAUUCAUAAUGACAAUUUGACAUUGAUUAUGUAUUUCAUUAUCUCCCUCUUCAACCUACUCCCUCCCCAAUGUCAACCAUUUUCUUCUCUUCCGUUUUUAUUUUGAGGACGUAAGCAAGAUAUUCUUCGCCACUGUCUUACUCAUUAUUAUUGUCUUUUUUUACUCCUGUGUAGUUAAUCAUUCCAUGUUGUUUGUAGGCUCUCUCGCUACCCUGCUUAUUCAAUACUGCCUUCCUUCCUCUUUGGUUUUUUGUAACACGAGGUACUUUAUUUAUUUCGUUUUAUGUCAGUAAUGAUUUUCAGACGAAUAGCUCUUGUCGUUAUUGUUACUGUCAUUGUCAUUUUAUUUGUAUCAUACUUCCUCUGUUGAGAACAAUGUCUUGCACAAUAGUUUUGUUUUUCACGAGAACACAUUAAUUGUAUCCGUUUAACCUUUGUCCAUUAUCGACAGUACCACCCUCUUCAUUAUAUUUGUUAGCAGAUGUACAUGUUUUAAAUGGUUGAUUGAAAAUUGUCUCUUUUUUUUAAGGAAAUUCUUUUGUUUCGUCAAUAGUGAGCGCCGUAAUUUUCCGCUGGUUUUUUUUUGUAUACUACUGAAUAUCGUCACUAUUAUUAUUAUUAUCAUUGUUGUUACUAUUAAUGUAUGCUUAUUUUAUCUUUAACAACUACCUGGUUAGUGGUGGUCUGUUUCACAUGGUUUUCUGUAUGAUAUAUAUAUAUAUAUACGUAUAAUCUAUAACCCAUUCAUUAAUUAUUAUAAACUUUUCCUGUUGAAAUUCAGCAUUUUUUAGUUGGGAAUCAACUGCCAUGACGAUUCUAUGUGACGUUGUCGGGUUUUCUCUUUUUUCCAGAGAUGUUGAUGAUGGUGUUGGUCAUCUCUUUUUUUUCUUUGUUAUCAUUAUCUUUGUCUUUUUUUAAAUUUAUGUAUGUCUAAUGCGUAGUGAACUGUCACCGAUAUGUUUGCUUGUUUUCAGAUCUCCUUUUAAUCAGUGGAGGCGGCAGUCGGUAAUAAUAAUAAAUAUUAUCCAGUGUUUGUAAUUACUUUAGCCCGAUGUUUUGUUAAAUAUUUUUAUUGUCCUAUGACUUAAAAAAACUCUUAUACAUAAGUAAGACAAGUCAUUUUGGCUCAUAUAUAAAUAUAUUAACCUGGUUUCAGUUAACUAUUUUCCUUUUCAACUUGAUAAUAAAUAUAACAUUGGAAAAUAAAUUUAAAAUAGUCUAUUAGGUUGUAUUAUAUGAGUAGCUUUUGUGUCAGUGUAUUACUCUAUUCUCUCCCUCUCUCUCUCUAUAUAUAUAUAUUCCUCAUUGAUACUUCUCUGUCAAUAUAUGGUUACCUUUGGUGUUAUAUUUCAUGGCUAUUGGUUUCAUUUAUACAAAUGUUCGUGAUGGAAAAUAACUUGUUACUUAGAUAGACAUCAGCUGUUUUUUUAUGAUUCAGCAUACUUGUAUCAUUUGAUUUUCAUUAUAUAUACAGUAAUUCUUAAGAAAUUUUCAUUUUAAACAUCAGAAUUACUUUUUCACAUCAUUUAUGUUAGUUGUCUAUCAGUUGAAAAUUGACCAAGUUUAAUUUUGUCUAAAUAAUGACAUAUAUUCAAUUGG